AUGUUUGGUAUUCCGAGGUUCUUUGGCUUCCGGGGCCGGGCUCUAAACUUGGCCAUCAGUUCUCUCGGUAGUCUUGAUUUCUUGCUUUUCGGUUAUGAUCAAGGUAUCACAGGUGGUCUGCUAGACCUGCCGUCCUUCAUCAAGUAUUUCCCUGAUAUCGACAAUCUGGAUCAGACGGUCUCAGAUGCUGUGCGAUCUCAACGUGCUACGAACCAAGGUAUUGCGGUUGCAUCCUAUAAUUUGGGAUGUUUUGUCGGCUCCAUCUUAUGCAUCUUCAUCGGUAAUCCGCUCGGUCGACGCAAGACUAUUCUCUGUGGCUGUAUGACUAUGGCUACUGGAGCUCUACUGCAAUCUACAUCCUUCCAGCUGCCUCAAUUUAUCAUCGCUCGUAUCGUCACAGGUAUUGGCAAUGGUUUGAACACGAGUACUGUCCCAACGUGGCAAUCUGAGUCGUCACACGCACACGAUCGUGGUAAGAUGGUCAUGAUCGAAGGUUCACUUAUCACCGGAGGGAUCUGCCUUAGCUACUGGAUUAACUACGGAUUUUCCUUUAUUGGUGAAUUGGAGGUAGCUUGGCGUUUCCCGCUCGCAUUCCAAAUUCUCUUCGCCGUCGUGAUUUUCUUCUCUAUCCUUCACCUGCCCGAAUCUCCACGCUGGCUUGUCAUGCAAGGUCGGGAAGAGGAGGCUUUGGAAAUUCUCGAGGCCUUGAACGAGAAACCCCGAGAUGAUCCUUACAUUGUGAACGAGCUCAUCGCCAUUCGAGAAACAGUCAAGGAAAUGAGCAAGGGCUCGUUCAGGAGUUUGUUCAAGAUGAGCGAAUACCGCGAAUUCCACCGUGUGGUUCUUGCCUACGUCAACCAAAUGUUCCAGCAAAUCUCUGGAAUCAAUCUGAUCACGUAUUAUGCGCCCUCCCUGUACAAGCAAAUUGGUCUUGGAGAAGGCAAUCUACCCAAGUUACUCGCUGCUUGCAAUGGUACAGAGUACUUCAUGGCCUCCUUCAUCCCCAUCUUUAUUAUUGAGAAAGUCGGACGUCGGCCUCUCAUGCUUUUCGGCGCUGCUGGAAUGUCAAUAUCCAUGGCAAUUCUCGCCGGCACCAACUACCGCCUAACUCAUUAUAACGAGAGUGGUGCCGGUGUUGGCCAGGCAGUGUUCCUCUUCGUUUUCAACACAUUCUUUGCCAUUGGCUGGCUUGGUAUGACAUGGCUGUAUCCUGCAGAGAUCGUGCCAUUGCGCAUUCGUGCUCCGACAAACGCGCUGGCUACUAGCGCCAACUGGAUCUUCAACUUCAUGGUCGUUAUGGUCACUCCUGUUGCAUUCGACAGCAUCAAGUAUAAGACCUAUAUUAUUUUCGCCGUGAUCAACUUCUUCAUAUUCCCGGCUGUAUACUUCUUCUUCCCCGAAACACGCUACCGUUCCCUGGAAGAAAUGGAUGCCAUCUUCAAGAAGUCGUCUAACAUCUUCGACGUUGUGGGCAUCUCGAUCAAAGAGCCUUACCGCUAUGAUAAGCACGGUCAGCUUAAGCCGGAGUACCUCGAGGAGGCUAUUCGUCGAGAGAGCGUUCGCCGUGAGAGCGUCAUUCAUGAGGACUCGAAUGAGAAGUUUGAUAGCGAUGAGAGUGCUAAUGAUAAGCCUGCGGCGAUUGGAUAUGAGGGGAAAUAG
Molecule: messenger RNA, 1659 nt
Organism: Penicillium subrubescens
Lineage: Eukaryota; Fungi; Ascomycota; Eurotiomycetes; Eurotiales; Aspergillaceae
Product: sugar transporter
Exons: 7
Coding region: 1-1659 (552 amino acids)
Biological process (GO): transmembrane transport; carbohydrate transport
Cellular component (GO): membrane
Molecular function (GO): carbohydrate:proton symporter activity
Source: RefSeq, a predicted model, not a curated record